GCAUUUCUACGAACAGUUUGCACUCAUCUUCCAUUUACAUUCCCGCAGCAUUCCAUCCCCUACUGCAUUCACCCCUAAAUACAUUCAGUCAUCUCCACAUCAUUACGACUGGAUUCAUAGCAUGAUAUAAGGAUUGAAUUCCCGUAACAAAAUCCUCCAGCCUUCUUUUCUAGAUAAAUGGAAAAUUGAAUCCAUCUGUGUGAAUUUUGUUCGUUAUUUUUGGGUGAAAGUGAUGCUGCACACACGCUCUCUACCCUCGCUCGCUAGACCGUCUCCUCUCUUCUCCGUCUUCUUCAAAUUCCCAUUUGCAGUCCACUUCAGCAACACUCGCCGUCCUCUUCUCAGCCACUGCGCCACCGCUCAUUUAUUUACCAAGCCUAUACUCGUUAAUGCUGCUUUCCCUUGCUUCUCUAUGAACAAAGUAAACCAUCACUACCUGUCAACUCUCUGCACUGCCACUCCACCGACCCACGAUUCCCAUACUCUAUUGCCUACCAAUUCUAUGCUUUCCAACAAAUCCAAGAAAAAAGCACGCUACGAUUCGCCUGAGGGAGUGCUUAGAAAGAAGCUAGAUAUGUGUUCAAAGCGUGGCGACAUUGUUGAAGCGCUUCAGCUUUACAACGAGGCACGGCAGAGUGGGGUUCAGCUUAGCCAACACCAUUACAAUGUGUUGCUCUAUCUGUGCUCUUCUUCAGAUGGAGGUUUGGGUCUGGAUAGGGGUUUUGAGAUAUUUCGGCAAAUGUUAAUGGAUAAAGUUGUGCCCAAUGAGGCCACAUUUACUAGUGUUGCGAGGAUUUAUGCUGCCAUGGAAGACCCUGAGAUGGCUUUUGAUUUGGUCCAGCAGAUGAAGGGCUUUGGUAUUGAACCCAAGUUGAGGUCAUAUGGCCCGGCCUUAUUUGGGUUCUGUGAGAAGGGAAUGGCGGAUAGAGCUUAUGAAGUCGAUGCUGAUAUGGGUGCAUCUGGGCUGGUGGCUGAGGAGGCUGAACUGUCUGCGAUUUUGAAAGUGAGUGCCAAUGCCAAGAGGGCAGACAAGGUUUAUGAGAUGAUGCACAGGUUACGAGGCACAGUGAGGCAAGUCUCCGAGCUGACUGCUGAGAUUAUUGAGAAUUGGUUUAAAUGUGAAGAGGCCGCUAAAGUUGGGGAGGAGACUUGGGAUGUGAGUAAAGUCAGGGAGGGAAUUGUGAAGGGAGGUGGAGGUUGGCAUGGCCAGGGGUGGCUGGGCAGUGGGGAUUGGAGAGUGACAAGGACUCACAUGGAUGAGACUGGCAUUUGUCGUUCAUGUGGCGAAAAACUUGUUUGUAUUGAUAUUGAUCCGAAGGAGACAGAAAAUUUUGCUGUCUCAUUAACCAACUUGGCUUGCCAAAGAGAGGUUAGGGCGAAUUUUGUUCGGUUCCAGGAGUGGCUUCAGCAGCGGGCUCCAUUUGAUGCUGUUGUAGAUGGUGCCAAUGUGUCUAUGAACCAGCAUAAUUUCAGCUUUUUCCAGCUUAAUUCUAUUGUAAAAAAACUACGUCAAAUGAGUCCUUCGAAGAGAUUGCCCCUUAUUAUUUUGCAUAAAAAUCGUGUAACUGGUGGUCCUGCUCAACACCCGAAUAACAAGAAGUUGAUAGAGAUUUGGAAAAAGUCUGGCGCGCUUUAUGUUACUCCUCCUGGUUCAAAUGAUGACUGGUACUGGUUAUAUGCAGCUGUUACUUGUAAGUGUUUACUGGUCACAAAUGAUGAGAUGAGGGACCACUUGUUCCAACUGCUAGGGACUAGCUUUUUUCCAAGAUGGAAGGAAAAGCAUCAGGUUCGACUGUCAUUCUCAUCAGAGUGCGGGCCCACUCUCCACAUGCCUCCCCCUUAUUCAAAUGUUCUUCAGGAGUCAGAAAGGGGUAGUUGGCAUGUUCCAACGAUCACAGGCGAUGAUGUUGAGUCCCCAAGACAGUGGUUGUGUGCCAAUAGAGCCAGGAACAAAUAAUUGCAUCAUAUCUGAAGACAGUUUCCCAUGUGUUACAGAGGCAGGCUCAUGUUGUCUUUUGCGACAGUAAUUUUUACAUUAAUAAUAUAUAUAUAUAUAUAUAUAUAUCCUAUUGUUAAUACGUGGAUGAA
Juglans regia (Persian walnut) is the source of this 2088-nucleotide messenger RNA. RefSeq names its product proteinaceous RNase P 1, chloroplastic/mitochondrial-like. Gene Ontology annotation, biological process: tRNA 5'-leader removal. Gene Ontology annotation, molecular function: ribonuclease P activity; protein binding. The transcript is spliced from 6 exons. Bases 233 to 1957 code for a protein of 574 amino acids. Lineage: Eukaryota; Viridiplantae; Streptophyta; Magnoliopsida; Fagales; Juglandaceae. The record is from RefSeq and is a predicted model, not a curated record.